AUGGGCGCCCGUAACGUCAUUGAUCUCUGGAAUCUCAAUUCUCUUCUCCCCCAGGUCGUCUUCACACUCGCUGUCCUUGCCCUGGUCCUCAUUAGCACCCACCACAUCAUCACCAACACCGUUCUCAGCGUCCUCCAUUCUCAUGGUAUCUCUUCCACCUUCACCUACGCCACACACGCAGGCGUAAAUCCCUCCCCCUUCGCCCACCUCGCCUCCCACUGCGCCUCUGUCCCACCCAUCACCACCACAGAGUUCCUCGCCCGCCAAGACUCCCUCGCUCGCAUCCUCCACGAGCAGGGCGCCACCGCGUACGUCGCCGAGGCCGGCCCGGACGCUUUCUUCUUCGCCAACAUCUCCCAGGCUUCCUGGCACCUCUCUGAGCGCCCCUUCCUCCUUAUCGUCACCCCCGACAUCGUCACCUCCGCCUCCGCCGAUGCCACCGUGCGCGCCCGCGUCACACUCCUCACCCCCGAAUUCGAAGAGACCCGCGCCCGGACACUGCCCGUCCCCGCGCGCGAGCUGCACUACGCCGCCUGGCCCGAGGACGGAAACCCAUACACCGCCGCCCUCGGCGUGCUCCGCCACGCUCAGGACGAUGAUGCCAACAAGGCCACGAUCCUCGUCGACGGCAACAUGCGCAUGUUCGUUGCGGACGGCCUACGCCAUGCCGCAGGCGAGGGCGCGCAGGUCGCGCCUGCUACGCCGGAGGUGACCGCGCUGCGCGAGCGCAAGUCGCCGGCCGAGAUCGCGCUGCUGCGGUGCGCGAACGAGGCGACGCUGCUCGCUGUGCGCGCGGCGCGCGAGCGGAUGCGCAUAGGCAUGCGGGAGUCCGAGGCGCGUGCGCUCGUCGAGAGCGCGCUGGCGGCUGCGGGGCUCAGGGAGGGGUUCGCGCUCACGUUGUUUGGUGAGAACGCUGCGCUCCCGCACGGCUCCGGGACCGACCGCGUGCUCGGCGCGGAGGACUUUGUGCUCGUCGACACGGGCGGAACGCUGCAUGGGUACAGCAGCGAUGUCACCCGGACCUUCGCGCUCCCCGAUAGCACGAUUCCCCAAGCGCAUAUCGACCUCUGGCACACCGUGCACACCGCACAGAGCAUCGCGCUCGCGACCGCGCACGAGGGCCAGGCCACGGGGCGCGUCGAUGCCGCCGCGCGCGCGUGGCUCGAGUACAAGGGCUACGCGCGGUACUUUACCCACCGCCUCGGACACGGCAUCGGCAUCGAAACACACGAAUCGCCCUACCUCGUCGGCGGGAGCACCGACACGCUCCGCGCGGGACACGUGUUCUCCGACGAGCCGGGCGUGUACAUCGAGGGGCGCGUCGGCGUGCGCCUCGAGGACUGCUUCUUCGUCUCCGAGCGCGGGUACGCCGUGUACCUCACCGAGGGCGUCGGCGGGCAGGCGGGGGAUCCGUGGAGUCCUUGAUGUCGCGGUGGGGCGGAGGGGGAGUUGAGAAGGAGGAGGGGAUAUGUACGUGUGUAGGAUGGGCCUGUGUGUAUGUAAUGAUGCUUUUCUUGGAUAGCCCGUGUUGUAUGUACAUUAUACCAGAUAGCCGUGAUACCG
This is a messenger RNA of Coniophora puteana RWD-64-598 SS2, 1563 nucleotides long. Its product is annotated as Creatinase aminopeptidase. The record is from RefSeq and is a predicted model, not a curated record. Bases 1 to 1425 code for a protein of 474 amino acids. The transcript is spliced from 4 exons. NCBI's taxonomy places the organism in Eukaryota, Fungi, Basidiomycota, Agaricomycetes, Boletales, Coniophoraceae.